GGGACGGAGUUGCAAGGAAGCACUCGAGUCGCUCUUCAUUCGUUUAUUUUCCUUUUUGUUUUCGUUAGACAUCGUAUUCGAGGAUACCUUAAGCCACCGGUUCAGUUCACAUCAUGUCCUUCGAUCGUCUUUCGUCGCUAGAAGCCGGAACUUCUUCUGGUGGACCAGGUAUUGGUGCAUCAUACCAUGACGAUCCCGACUUCCAGCGCUUGACGGAGUCUCUGUCAAAUCAAUUAUUUACAUUGACUUCAAACAUAUCCCGAUUGUCAAACCAGAUUGGUCUACUUGGAACAAAGCGUGAUACCGAGCGGGUUCGAGAAAGAAUACAUGAUCUCUUAGAGGAAACCCGGGAUGGAUUUCGAGUAGUUGGCGAAGGGGUGAAGAAGGUUCAGACAUGGGAGGAUAUAACUCCUGCGCAGAAAUGGACACAGCAGAAACUGUCGUCGGAAUUCAAGUCAACUCUUGAAGAAUUCCAAUCCGUUCAACGCCGCGCCCUCGAAAAACAGCGCGCCUCUGCAGCGGCUGCACGGUCAGCUCUUGAGGAAACUGCUGCCGUCGAAUCGCCCCAGGAAGGACAAUCUCUUCAGCAAUUACAGGAGCAACAACCGCGGCUUGCUUCUCAGGAAGAAGUUGAUUUCCAGGAUGCUCUGAUUAUCGAGCGCGAGGCAGAGAUUAGGAAUAUCGAACAGAGUGUGGGCGAACUGAAUGAGCUAUUCCGUGACGUCGCCCACAUUGUCCGGGAACAAGGAGGGCAGCUAGACUUAAUCAGUGAGAACGUGGAGCGAACGAGGGAUGAUACGCGUGGUGCUGAUAGGGAGCUACGAAGUGCUAGCAGGUAUCAGAAAAACGCGAGGAAUAAAGCUUGCUGCCUUCUGCUUAUCCUAGCGAUUGUCCUAGUCAUUAUCGUCCUUGCUGUGACCCUCGGAUGAUACGUUGAAACAUUUCCCCGGGGCCGCCAGUGUUGUAUGGUUAUAUGGGUUCGGCGCUUGCUUUAUGAUUCCCUCUCAGUUGGUCAUCGUUCUCAGCUUAUGAUAAUAGCAGUGUAUUGUUAUGAUUGGUCGAAAUUCUCUAUACAUUUGGUGUUACAUAUCAUACAAUAUCUUUCCUAGUUUCUCAUAAUAAUAAAUAAUAAUCAUACAUGCUUUG
Coccidioides immitis RS is the source of this 1146-nucleotide messenger RNA. Its product is annotated as SNARE domain-containing protein. Gene Ontology annotation, cellular component: SNARE complex; endomembrane system; membrane. Bases 114 to 929 code for a protein of 271 amino acids. Gene Ontology annotation, biological process: intracellular protein transport; vesicle fusion; Golgi to vacuole transport. The record is from RefSeq and is a predicted model, not a curated record. Gene Ontology annotation, molecular function: SNAP receptor activity; SNARE binding. NCBI's taxonomy places the organism in Eukaryota, Fungi, Ascomycota, Eurotiomycetes, Onygenales, Onygenaceae. The transcript is spliced from 2 exons.